AUGACACAUUCCUCCUACUCAGACUCAACCUCCUCCUUCAACAACAGCAAGAUCAAUGCUUCAGGCAAUAUAUGGGAACCGUUUGAUGGAUGUGAGGAAAUGCCUGCUGGUCUUCUAUUUGACUUAGGAGUGCAGAUUUUCAAUGUUUUUCUGGGUAUACCAGCCAACAUAAUGGUCAUGUGGCUUUUACUGAAACACAAAAAUGAAUCCUCCACUUCAGAUAUCUUCAUUUUUAACCUCGCUGUUCUAGAUGGACUUUUUGGCUGCAUGAUCCCUCUGGGCCUAAUUAAUAUAUAUGUGCUUCAAAGCAAUGAUGCCAAGGCUGCUCAGAGGUUUGCCUAUGGUAUAAAAGAUAUGGGAAGUCCCCUGUUUCUUUCCUGUAUCUGUUUAGACCGGUACAUAGCUGUGCUGCACCCCAUUGCUUUCACAGGCCUCAAAGAUCACAAAUACAGAGCAGGCCUGUCAGUGGUGGUGCUGGCCAUCACGUUAGCCUACUCCAUCACCAAGGCUUUCAAAGGGACUGAGAUUGAGAACUUUGACAAGAUAUUUACUGCCAGCAUCCUGGCUUCCUUUGCAUUCAUGAUCUUCUGUAACAUCUCCAUCCUGUGGGCACUGAAGCGAUCUGGACCAGGGAAAGAUGAGAUGCACCCCAUGAAGAAGAAGGCCUUCAAGAUAGUUCUUUCUAUUCUGGCUACUAUAGUGUUUAAUUACCUCCCACCUGUAGCUCUUUUUCCAUUCCAGAAGUAUUAUGAUGCCAGUGCAUUUACAUGCUACAUCGUGCCUGUAGUCUUCUCCUUCGUCAACAUCAGCAGCAGCACUCAGCCCUUACUUUACUUGUCCAGAGGCAAUGGCAUGGUGGAGUGUCUCUAG
Lepisosteus oculatus (spotted gar) is the source of this 870-nucleotide messenger RNA. RefSeq names its product G-protein coupled receptor 4-like. Gene Ontology annotation, biological process: phospholipase C-activating G protein-coupled receptor signaling pathway; positive regulation of Rho protein signal transduction. NCBI's taxonomy places the organism in Eukaryota, Metazoa, Chordata, Actinopteri, Semionotiformes, Lepisosteidae. Gene Ontology annotation, cellular component: plasma membrane. Gene Ontology annotation, molecular function: G protein-coupled receptor activity. The record is from RefSeq and is a predicted model, not a curated record.